Adineta ricciae is the source of this 363-nucleotide messenger RNA. NCBI's taxonomy places the organism in Eukaryota, Metazoa, Rotifera, Eurotatoria, Adinetida, Adinetidae. The record is from the annotation of a GenBank genome assembly.
AUGACCAAGACCCGAAAUCUGUAUAUAUNCAAAGAGGAAUGUACAAAAAACAAAGAAAAGUAUGAAGAUAAACUCGCCAGUGGAUAUGCUAUUAAAACAAGGAUUUAUGUGAAAUGUUUAAUUCAAGCUGCAACAGCUAAUGGGGCUUCCAUAGGUUUUUCAAUUGCUGGAGGAAUAAUCGGUGCUUUUAUACCCCUUCCAGGUGCAACAGUUGGCUUUUCAAUUCUUUUCGGUUUUAUAGGUUACGCCAUUGUUCGCUGGGGCACUGGAGUACUGAUGAAUUUUUUAGAAAAGCUAUUUGAAGAUAAAUAUGUAUCAUUAUCGGCUGGUGAAAACGAACCUUGGUGUCAGUGCAUGGUAUAA